AUGACACCUAGCAGUUCAGGCCCUGCAGCUCUACCCUCGCCUGCCCACCCACCCGUGGCGCCCUCGGCCUGCGAGGCAUGCAGAAGGCUCAAGAUGCGCUGCACACGGGAAACCGCCCCUGUCAGCGGCCCCUGUGAUCGCUGCGCGCGCAACCAUCGGUCGUGUGUGAUUCCCCCGGCGCGGCCUCUGGGACGCCGACCGGGGGCGGUGGGCCGCUUUCAAGGCAUCGAAAAAGCAUACCGCAAAAUUCAGGCAGAAAUGCGUAAGCGUCCUGCUGCUGCCUCACGGCCUCAGGCUCCCACAAUCAACCACCCCCCGUCCACAAGCCUGGCCGAUGAGCCUGCGGUCGGCCAGCCAUCCCAGCCGAUCAGUAACCCCCUGGCUCUGCUGGCAGAUGCCUCGGAGGUGUUUCAUGCCAGCACUUCGUCCCAGCCACAAGAGAGCACGUAUGAUGCCAAAGGAAGCGAUCUGCUGUCGAGGUCGGGAUGUGUCUCGUUGGGUCUCCAGCUCAGUCGCGAGACGCUCGAGACGGGCUUGGAUGCCCUCAUGGCUUGGUCGCCCAGGCUGGGGAAGAGCUUGGAUUAUUUCAGGCAGCCGGAUCCCGCUAUGUUUCGUGACGUGGGGCCGGACCUGGAUCCGGUGGAUUUGGGAUUGGUCACUAUGGAAGAAGCCCAUCUGCUGUUCCCGAGGUACUUUGCUCGGUUACACCCGGUCAAUGGGAUCUUGGAUCCUCGACUGCAUACCCCGGAAUAUGUCCGGUCGCAAUCGGCGCUGCUCUUCACCUGGAUCCUGGCUCUUACGGCACAGUUUGACAGCACCCAGGCCUCGUUGGCAACACGUCUGAGACUCCAUGGAGAGAAGCUAUCACGACACGUGCACACCUGUGGGCUAAAGUCGGUCGAGAUUGUGCAAGGAUAUUACAUCUCCUUGCUCUCCGCGACACCAGCAAAGUCAUUGGCCGAGGAAAGGACGGGGCUCUACACCAUGUACGCCUUUGGAAUGGCUGCUGAGCUGGGGCUGGACCAGCAGUCACGGUCGCGCGGAAAUGUCUGUAUAAUGGACAGUGAAGAACCACCCAUACAUGCGGGCGCUGGUUCUCAGACGCUGGACCAGGGCGGGCACCUUUUACGCAGCGCCGAAUGGGAAGACAUUUCAAUCACAUAUCGGCAACGAUGCAGCAGGAACAGAGAACGAACCUGGUUUCGGAUACUCCUGUGGGAACGAGCCAACAGCGCUGCGCGUGGACACAUAAAUCCUUUUCCGAACACGAAGCUCAUCGCGGGCAUCGAAACCUGGUGGCCGCAUCCCUUAGCGGACGCCACCGACAAGCAUACAUGUGCGUUCAUCGUACUGCGCCGCCAUCUCGCGUCAUUACAUGCCGAAUUGCAGACACGGGCUAUCGCUCCCCCGGAUGAUCCGCACUGGAUGAGAAAGAUGGUGGACGAGAGGCUGGCGGAAUGGUGCGACGUCUGGCUGCCGGUGCCAUACCAGGCGGCAGAACCGUCAGAGCAACUAGCCACAAUCUUUCUCUACUAUGUGUACCUGCACAAUCGGCUCUGGAUCCUAUCCUUUGCUCUGCAGGCGUCGGAGAGCGACAAUGGACAGAUGGAAGCCAUCCGACAGGAUUGCCUGCAGGCGGCCGUGCAUAUCUGCGAGGUCACAGUGCGCGACUUGCAGAUGGUGGGCGAACCGCUCUACUGUAUGCUUGCGCCGACAUGGGCCAUGAUCUCUUACGCUGCGGUGUUGGCUUUAGAGCUCUUCCCCCAAGUGCAUGGGGCUCAGCCGGGCAAGGAUGCCGAGCUGCUGGCACUGCUGUCGCAACUUGCUCUACAGCUGGUUCGCGCCGGGACGACGCCGUCGCAUCGCUUUGGUCUGGCCGCCCUGCUGGGAGAGCACCUUAUGGGGAUCUUACGGACCCAGGCAGCUUCGGUUCGCGGUGGGCAGCGUGGUAGGAUGGAGGACUCGCUAGCCAGACUUAACCCCGAAAUUUCUGCCGCGACCUCCGAGGGUACCAUGACUGCAUAUAAGGUCCCAGAUUUGGUCCAUAACCCCUGGUACACAGACGCCACAACGGCCAUGGCAUACGACUGGACGGGGGAUACUUUCACUGAUCUAUUUCGAGAAUUAUUUGGUCCGGGCUAUGCAGACUCUUUUUGAGUGUCUCUUGGUGCCAUGAUCUAACGCAGUCGACUGCCUCUAAGCUGCCAGUCUAUUAAGCACCAACCAUCAAGCAACCGAACAGUACAACUGGAUUAUGCUGGAAUGGGUGUAUAUUGCAUCUUUCUGAACGUAGAAUUUGUCGGGGGCUUCUGAAUACAACACAAGUAUUUCAGCCCUGUUUGGAUAGCUCCAGCAGCGCCGUGGAAUUCUUGAUUUCGUUAUGGGUAAAGCAGAUUCCCAUGAAUUUGACCAUUUCCGCGGCUAUCACCAUGUGAGCACACACCUCGUGCACGGACUAUCAGUUAGUCUUACCUGUCAUUCUCUUAGCCGUGGUGUCAUUAUCGUCCACGCCAUUCAUGCGCGUAUACUGCAGCACCAGGUCGAUCCGCGACCGACGGGCCUCUUCGUACAAGGCCAAGCGGGCCGGG
Molecule: messenger RNA, 2588 nt
Organism: Aspergillus saccharolyticus JOP 1030-1
Lineage: Eukaryota; Fungi; Ascomycota; Eurotiomycetes; Eurotiales; Aspergillaceae
Product: Zn(II)2Cys6 transcription factor
Exons: 3
Coding region: 1-2157 (718 amino acids)
Biological process (GO): regulation of DNA-templated transcription
Cellular component (GO): nucleus
Molecular function (GO): zinc ion binding; transcription cis-regulatory region binding; DNA-binding transcription factor activity, RNA polymerase II-specific
Source: RefSeq, a predicted model, not a curated record